AUGAAGUUGUCGGCACCAAUAUCCCUGUGUUUGGGAGUAGUAGUGUUUUCUACAGCUGCCUUCCAACCGUCUUUUUCAUUCACCCCGUCACAAAGGGCACCAAGAACUAAGCUCUCUCCAGUUGUUCUGCAUCAGGAAGGAAAGGGAUCCUUUUCGUUGGCCAACUUAUUUGGAGAAAGUGGAAGUGCAGGACCAUCACUUCGAGGCAGCAAGAAUUUGGAACCUCACCCGAGUGUUCGAUCGCACAUUUCGCCUCUGAACAGACUUGGGCCCGAUGAAAAGAAAGAAGUAAAGUCAGAACCACUUCCAUUCCACUCAAAUGUCAAAUCUGGAACCCUUCCCAAUGGGCUUCCAUAUGUCAUCUUGCCCAACAAAAGUCCUCCUGGCCGUUUCGAAGCACAUUUGCAGGUUUUUUCUGGCUCUGCUGAUGAACUGGAGUCACAACAGGGUAUUGCACACUUGACUGAACACGUUGCAUAUAUGGGAUCUCGCAAACGUGAACUUUUGUUUGGAACUGGGUCACAAACCAAUGCUUACACUGAUUUUCAUCACACUGUGUUUUACGCCAUCUGUCCAAACACAACUCCGCGCACUAACAUUCCAAUGCUGCCCAUGGCUUUGGAUGCUCUUGUUGAUGUUUUGGAGGCCCGCGUUGAGAGUUCUCGAUUGGAAAAGGAAAGAGCAGCUGUCUUAUCAGAAAUGACAAUGGUGAAUACAAUCGAAUACCGUGUGGAAUGUCAAAUUCUGUCGACCUUGCAUCGUGAGAACCGCCUAGCUAAGCGAUUCCCAAUCGGAAAAGAGUCUCUUAUCCGAAGCUGGCAAACCGACGAUGUCAAAUCUUGGCAUCGAACUCACUACCGCCCCGAUAAUGUUCUCUUGUACUUGGUUGGAGACGUUGAUACCGAGGAGGCCGAGAGGGUUAUCGCUGAAAAGUUUGGACGAUUGAGUGCGGAAAAGCAAGGGGCGGAUAUUAAGAUCCCCGAGAUUAAAGAACAAGCAAAGGAUCUUGCUGAUGCUGUAGUUGGCGGAACCGUCAAGGCUGCAGGUAGUUGGCACUACCCUCCAGUCAGACACGACUGGAAUAUUGCCAAGGACAUGGAUGUUGAUGGAAAGCUUAUCAUUCCAAAGGACCAGCUUGAAUAUGAUAUCAAUCUUCAGAAUUCCUACCCACUUGACGAAACUGUUUCUUUCUUGCAAACUGAGGAGGUGGCUCCUGGAAAAAAGAUCAGACCACACAUUUUUCGCCAUGAGCUGUUGCAAUCGUUCUCUAUGCACCUGUUUGCAAAGCGCCCUGUCGAACCCAUUAUCGAUCUUGAUUCAUUCCGCAAGAGUUUGGCACGCCGUGUUGCUCUUGCAGCACUUCAGAUUCGUCUAAAUGUUGGAGGACGUAGUGAUGAUCCUGCAUUUACAUUUGUUGAAUUCAACCAAUUAGACUCUGCCCGGGAAGGUUGCGCAGUCUGUAGUCUGGAUCUGACAGCCGAGCCCCACAAGUGGAAAGAAGCAAUCUGUAAGUCUCUUUCCGAGAUCAGAAAGCUUGGUGUACAUGGGGUCACGAUGGGUGAAAUGGAGCGUUAUGCAUCCUCUCUGAUGACUGAUGCUGAACAACUUGCGGCACAAGGUGACCGUAUCGAGCACGGAGAUCAGCUUUCGUACCUUAUGGAAACAGUCGCAAAUGGACACACUUUUAUGUCCCCAGAACAGUCAUACCUCAUGACUGCCAAGGCUCUAUCUUCCUUGACCCUCGAAGACGUCAAUAGCGCAGCUGCAGAGCUAUGUUCUCAUGUUAUGAGCUUUAAGGAAGGAGAGGAUCCAGUUGAUGGUAGCGUUGUUGCAGUCGCCUGUUUGCCAAAGGGACUCGAAAAGGAUGAUCCAGCUUAUUGCGAUGAGGAUUCUUUGGUGAAGGCAAUCUAUGAAGCAUGUCAACUAGAAGUCGAGCCAGAGGAAGAUGUUGUCGUUCCAUUUACAUUGGUUCCAGAAGACGAAUUGGUCAAAGCUAUGGAGGAAAAUCCCCCAGACUGGCUUGGAGGUCAAUUCAGUGAUGGUACCCCCAACACUGCACCAGACACCAUCACUCGUCCAUUCACGCUUCGACGACUAGGCAACGGCAUCCGUAUUGGAGUCAAUCAAAAUCCUCACGAGUCGCAACGUGGACACCUACGUCUGGUUGCCCCAGGUGGCCGUGAUGCCGAAAAACGUCUUGGUUUCAAAAAGGGUUCCAUGGCAAUCGGUGCCCGCACCAUGCAAGAGGGAGGAGCAUUUGGUCCAUGGACGCGUGAGCAAGUCGAACUCUUCUGCGUUGACCAUCUGCUAAUGGUCGAAAUCACCUGUAACGAAGAAUCCAUCACUGUUGACUUUGUCUUCCCUACCACGAAUGUUGGAAACGUUGGUUUCGGAGACGAUGUGCAAUUGGGCAUUACCGGAACUGAAUCUGUCAUGCAAGUUGUCAGAGAAAUUAUUGUUGGAUUCAAGUGGGAAGAAGACGCUCUUGGCCGCAGUAAGUCCAGCUUCCGCGGAACUCACGAGUCCAUGCUGAAGAACCUUGAAAAUCUCAGUACCGAAAAGAUUAUGGAGGCUAUGACCGCAGACGAUGAAAGAUUCCUUUCCAUUGAGGUCGAUGAGGUCAAUGCUAUUACUUUGGACGAGGCCAAAACAGCUGUCAUGUCGCAAAUGUCGCCAGAAAACCUUGAAAUUUCAAUUUCUGGAGACUUCGAUGUUGCUGAGGUUUUGGAGAUGAUUUAUAAAUACAUUGGUACUAUCCCUGCCGAUGCCAACAAGGAGUAUUUGGUAGAGGAAGUUCCUGCUGAUGUCAAGGGUGCCGUUGUCAGCAGUGUACCGAGCCUCCCACUUCCAGGUAAAUUUGUUGAAUUGGAGCUCCCUGAUUCGGAUCCACGAGCAGUGGCAUAUGUUUCCGGUUCUGCACCAAAUGCUUGGGGAUACCUUGCCGAUGGAAGAACUGUGUCGGAGAUCAUUUUGGAAAAGGACAAACGCGCAUCGGAGUAUGAUUUGGGUCGACGAAAGCACCCACUCUUUGCCCGAAUCGCAUUGCUAUUGUUGUCCGAAAUCUUCAACCGUCGACUCUUUAGCAACGUACGAGAACGGAAGCAAUUGACGUAUGAUGCCAACUUUUCUUUUACCGGAUUUGAGCGACUUAUGGGCGGAUGGUUCUUGGUGACCGUCACGGCUUCCAAGGAGAAUGCACAAAAGGCUUUGGAAGCCUGCAAAGAAACCUUGCACAACUUGCGUAAGACCAACCCCAUUACCCCGGACAAUGCCGAAUCCGCCAAGCGAGUAGUCCUGAACCGACACGAAUUCUCCCUCCGCACCACCCAAUACUGGACUGAGCAAAUGUCGGGACUUCAAGAGGAAUCAGUUCCACUGAAGGGUCCACUGUCCUUCACGGAUUUCCAGGCAGUGGUCGAAGCCAUCACCGUUAAGGAUCUACAGUUGGUUUUGGAAACAAUGGGACUCGAUGACAAUGAACUGUACACAGCCAUUGGAAAGACUGUCAAGCCAGACGGGGUAGAAGAACCAGAAGAAGAGCUGGUUCGUCAAGCUCCUGUCAUUGGAAUGAGAAGAGGUGGGGCACUCACAGGCUAA
Messenger RNA from Cylindrotheca closterium, 3597 nucleotides. Lineage: Eukaryota; Bacillariophyta; Bacillariophyceae; Bacillariales; Bacillariaceae. The record is from the annotation of a GenBank genome assembly.